AUGGAGAAUCAACUGUUUCAACUAAAGUUUACAUCAAAGACAUUGGAGAGACAAUCAAAGAAGUCUGAGCAGAAUGAGAAGGCUCAGAAAUUGAAGUUGAAGAAGGCUAUUGAACAGGGUAAUAUGGAGGGUGCAAAGAUAUAUGCACAGAAUGCUAUACGUGAGAAGAACCAGAGUUUGAACUACUUGAGAUUGGCAUCUAGAAUCGAUGCCGUGGCAUCUCGUGUCGAGACAGCCAUCAGAAUGAAGGCUGUGACCGGAUCGAUGGCAAGCAUCGUCAAGAACAUGGAGAAGUCGAUGCGUGCGAUGGACCUCGAGAAGAUCACACAGGUUAUGGAUCAGUUCGAGCGUCAGUUUGAGGACCUGGACGUCCAAUCCGUCUACGUUGAGAACGCAAUGAACCAGACCACCACCCUUUCCACACCAGCCGACCAAGUCGAUCUCCUCAUCUCACAGGUGGCCGACGAGCACGGUCUCAACGUUGGCAUGCAGAUGGGUUCCGUACCAUCAGAGAAGGUGCAACAGGUAGAGACAGACGAGUUGACCGAGAGACUGAACAAGUUGAAGCAGAAGAGCUAA
Molecule: messenger RNA, 579 nt
Organism: Acytostelium subglobosum LB1
Lineage: Eukaryota; Evosea; Eumycetozoa; Acytosteliales; Acytosteliaceae
Exons: 3
Coding region: 1-579 (192 amino acids)
Biological process (GO): protein transport; endosome transport via multivesicular body sorting pathway; late endosome to vacuole transport
Cellular component (GO): multivesicular body; ESCRT III complex
Source: RefSeq, a predicted model, not a curated record